This is a messenger RNA of Fusarium verticillioides 7600, 4212 nucleotides long. RefSeq lists its product as hypothetical. The transcript is spliced from 4 exons. Bases 1210 to 3882 code for a protein of 890 amino acids. The record is from RefSeq and is a predicted model, not a curated record. Gene Ontology annotation, molecular function: protein binding. NCBI's taxonomy places the organism in Eukaryota, Fungi, Ascomycota, Sordariomycetes, Hypocreales, Nectriaceae.
CUGGUAAACUCAAUUUACUAUAGCUAGGUAUUUAAAACAUGAUUCUCUAGUUUCGUGAUUCUGUGUAAAACCGUGGGUGCCGUUAACAUGCGCUGUUACACAACACAAUUUGACUGUCAAAGACAAAUCAAGCAUGCAGGCACUUUAGACGUUAAAAAGGUUCAGAUCUCGCCAAACUCCAACAGCUAACUGAAACACCUGCACUGCUAGGAGAAACAAUACAUCCAACCUACCUACUCAAAUCUAGGAAGACAGUCUAUCUAUGCUCCAGACCAGUUAGGUACCUAUUCAGCGCAGAAAAGCCAAUCUUGGGUGCUGGCAGUUAGCAAGAGCUACUACCUUAUACCGUACUACCUUAGCUUAGGUAGGUACCUUACUGAGGUAGACUAAGGUACCUUACCUACGAACUUGAGACUUGCGACUACGACCCCAAAGCGGCUCGCGACUGAUUUGACUGGGACUUGCUUGGAUUUGCUUCUCCUCAUCCUUGCCUCAUUUUUUGUUCCGUUCCCUACCUACUCAACCGAAUGAUUCUAUCUUCGUACACGUCUCCCUAUCCCGACCGUCGCUUUGGCAUCUCUCUCAUCUCUUAGGCCCCAGUUUAUAGCCUCCUUUUUAGCUCCUGCUGAUCGACGCUAUCCAUUCGAGCACAUCCUACAUCGGCGCAUCUGCAUGCCCAGCGCAUCGCAUCGCAUUACCCCAGUCGCAUCGUCUGUUGAGACGAAGGUCGUUCCACUGAGGGAGGACCUUCUCCUUCUGCUCCUCGAUCUAUCCAUCUGCUUCAUUGUUCUCUCCUCGCCGUUGAGUCAGCCUAGUUGCCACGCUGCCCCCCGCUCGAUCAUCAUGGCUGCCGAGGCCACCGGCAAUGAGGCUGCCACCCCGCCCAAGCGCAGACUCACCUUCCUCGAUCUCCCAGCUGAAACCCAGCAUGACAUCCUGUCGCAUGUUCGUGACUAGAUUCACAAUGCUGUACCUCUUGCGACAUUGCUGACGACCCCAUAGUGCUCCCAGUCUGAGUUGAUAUGUUGCGCUCUUGUAUCUCGGCACUUUCAUGAGUUGGCAUCUGCGCAGCUCUAUCGUAGCUUCAACAUCCUCUUUCCUGACGACGAUGAUGUUAGGUUCGAAUCUCCAAUCGAUGGCCUUGCGGGUGGCCUUGACACCUUCACUACGAGCGAAUACAACUACGCGAAGCACCUGAGAGAACUAUCUAUGGAUACAGUGAGCACUGGUGUGAAGGCCGAGCAUGCCUACAAGCCGUAUCUGUAUAGUGCCAGUUGUGGCAAGUUCCUUAAUACUUUACUCUAUCUGACUCUUAAGAAAGCCAAGUCACUUGAAUCUUUUAGGUGGAACAUUCGCGUUGAGUUGAGCAGGCCUGUCUUUCGUGAGCUUCACAAGAUCAAAACUUUGACAAAAUUCCACAUUCGCCUCCAAGCCGGGGAUACAUACUACAUCACACCACCUCCUCUCCCUCUCAGCAUUGACGCUCUACCUCCGGCCUCAACUCACUGGCCAGAUAUCCCCCCUCCUCCGCCUGGGCCUCCCCCAGGAGUGUUUUCAGCCCCACUGGCCGGUGCCAUGACAUCUCUGCCAGUCAUCACCUCACCACCUCCUCUGUUGCCACCGUCCAAGCAAUCCUGCAAAGCAAAGGGAAGUAAGCGAGACUCUGUGACACAGGAGCCCCCAACGCUCUCGGGUUUUAAAAAACUGAAAAGUCUUUCCGUUCUCGAUAUCGACAAUCUCGAAUUGGUAACGGAGCUCAAGGCAUGCGUGCGAAAUUCUUCCGCCACACUUACCGAACUGCAACUUUCUCUUUCUGAUAGUCUGGGCCUACAAGCUAGACGACCGCCACCUGACUCGGACCCAGACGAUUCUGAUGUCGAUGAUGAGUUUCAGGUGGUUCCCGUUUCCCAUAACACCAGCUUCGACACUAGUGGCCCUGCGAAGACGUUUCGCUCCCAGGAAGAGCGUAAACUUCAAGAGGGCAUACUGGGAAGAAUAUUUGAUGUCGAGCCUUUUAUUACCAAGAAACCUGCGCUUAUCCAGAGUCCUCGCGAGGCGGCAACCAGUCAAGAGGAUGAUCAAGAAGCCGGCACUAACGACAAUUCAGAAGAUCCUCGUGAAGAAUUUGUGUCAUCGAUCCGCAGUGUUUCAACAAGACUAAUGUCACAUAUAAAUGGCACUCGUGACUUCUCGACAGCCCAGCAGGAUAUUUUGGAUGUGAUUGAAAAGGCAGCAAGAAAAUACGUGGAUUCAUGUGAGCUCCCUUCUCAGUCGAACAACGAACCAUCCGGUAGCACCUCAGCGGCACCUGAGAACGAUGAGGGGCCACAGAGUGAUGAGAGUGGUGGAUCGAAGCCAACGAUAGCGGAAUCAAAUUUGACCCCGUUGUCUAAGAAUAACGACCCAAACAAGGAUACAUCACCAGACGAUAUCGAAAUUGAGCAUCUGGAUACCAUAGAUGAGUUGGAGGUGGAUUUGGACGAACAACAGACCAAGGACAUUGGGGAGAAGGAAGUUGCAGUCAAAGAAUCAGAAACUCCAGAAGCAGUUGCUGGUCCCUCUGGCUUACCCUCGAAGACACCGGAUGCUAACCCAGACCCAUCAACGACGCCAGGGCUGAAUAAAGCACACACAAACUUGGAUACACAGCGGGUGAAUUAUGAGUCCCUACUGUCAAAUCUACAGCAAUUGCAGGACGAGAACGAUGCUUUCAUCCAGAAGAUCAAGGCGAUUCGUGUGCAGGGUACUGCUGCUGAGUUGGAACAGUUCAAGGACUCCGUAACACAACUAAGAGAACUAAGUCAGGAAGCUGAACAUAUCAGAGGCGCGAUCAAAACAACUCAUCUCGAGAUCAAACACAUUGAGGAUCAAGUCUUCGGAAAAGCUCAAAACAACGACGGCGAAAAGUCACGACGCUCGAUCGACGAAUACCUACGAGACACUCGUGGCAUUGCACUAGAAACACUGAGCAUACAUCUCAUCCCUGUAAAGGCGUCCGUUUUAUCUAGAGCUAUUGACCUGAAGUGCAUUAAGAACCUGACCCUGCUCAAUGUCGGUAAUCAGGGCCCAAUCUGGACAUUGCUCUCCAAAGAGAACAAAGUCUCACCAUUGGCCUUACGGAGUGUCUUUACCGACAAUGUUUCGACCGCAUUCCUCAACUGCAUGUCCCAGCUUGAAGAAUUACACGACUUGUUCUUAUUGGAGCGAAGCACUAAAUAUAAGCCCGAGAGUUUCGCACCACGAACUACCGUCACGAUCGACCAGAUCCGUCGGCUCGUCCUAAAGAAGCACAUGCACUCACUCAAGAGACUCAUGAUCAAGGACGAGUCAAACAGCAGCACCUGGGAUGCAAAUCAGAAGGCAAUGAUACUUAUAUGUAACCGUGGUGUGCAGCUCGAGGAGCUGGCUCUUAGCAUGAAUAUCCAUGCAGUGCACGCCUUCAUGCAGUAUUUCGCUGGACUAGUCAACCUGCGUGCUAUAAACAUCCUUCGAUUCAGGAAUAACGACACAUGCAUAUGGGUCAUGCGGGAGAUUCUGAACUUCAUCGUGGAUAAUCUCUCUCACCAUCCCGAGCUGAAGCUGGAGUGGAUCGCUAUGGAGGACGAUCGUCUCGACAGGGUCAUUCGCCCUACGGACGCAAUUGAAGAAGGUGAGAAGAGAAGAGGCAAGGGCAAAGAAAAGGCUACGGUUCAUCCACAUCACAACAGCAGCAAUCUGCCUGUGCUACCAUCCUGGGGUUCCGAUAGCGAAAGUGAGGAGGACGAUGAUGAUGCCUCGAAUUGUGGAAAGAGGCUUCGACUCAAGACCGUUGGAGUCCUGCAGUUCUAUGAGGUUUGGGGCGUCAAAAUUUUUGAUAAGGAAAUUCGAUCUGGUCGACUAUGAGGUUUAGAGAAACCUCCCAAAUGUGGAGUUGCUUUUGGUGACAAAUGCUACCCAGGGUGCGAUAGCAAGACGGCGCAAACGGCUCAACGGCAAUGCUUUGGGUUUUUGGAUCAGGGCAAACUGGAUGGGAUAAAGAUGAUGAUGGAUAAAUGGGGCCGGUGAAUCUGGACCUGCAUGUAACUUACAGAGCGUCACUUAUUUUUGCACUUUACAUCAUGCAUCUACAGCUUCUUAGUGGUGACUAGGGCAACGCUGAACCAGAAGCGUAAUAAGACAAGUCAAAAUACGAUUCAGUACGUUCAGUCAAAUCAUAUCUUUCCUUUGACGUCG